AAGAGAGAGAGAGAGAGGGAGGGAGAGAGAGAGCGAAAAAACUGCUGGAGAGAGAGAGAGGGAGGGAAACACCUCGCAUAGUAACGCCCGAAACAGAGUCUUCGGCGAAAAAAAGAAAAAGAAAAAAACAUGUCGAUGCCCACGAGGUUUACACCUUCCCAUUGCUCUCUCCGUUUCACCAACCCCGAUCUCCACCUUCCAUCAUCCCUCUCUCACCUACAACCGCCGCCGCCGUUCACCUUAAGCUUCCCCUCAAACACCUCCGCCGCCACAACACUCGCCUUGCGUGCGGAUCACGUGCCCAGACUUCCCGUCCUAGCCUUUUCCGGCGGCGGCGGCGCUAACGGCCGAAAUGGGCGCAACUCCGGCGGCGGCGGUGGAGGUGGUGGUGGCGGUGACGGAGAGGAGGAGGAAGAGAACGAGGAGGAGGUGGAGAGAUGGGAGGGGAACAAGGCGGCGGCGCUCCUAGCUCUGGCGGCGGCCAAACGGACGUUGGAGAGCCUGCCGAGGGAUCUGGCGGCGGCGAUCGAGGCGGGGAAGGUACCGGGAUCCGUCGUGUCGAGGUACUUCGAGCUCGAGAAAUCGGCUUUCUUCCGGUGGUUGCUUCAGUUCGCAGGGUUCAAAGAGCGGUUGUUGGCUGACGAUCUGUUUUUUACCAAAGUUUUUAUCGAGUGCGGCAUUGGACUCUUCACCAAGACUGCUGCAGAGUAUGAGAAGCGCAAAGAGAACUUUUUCAAUGAGCUGAAAUUUGUAUCGGCAAAUGUGGUGAUGGCCAUAGUUGCAGAUUUCAUGCUUGUCUUCCUUCCUGCUCCUACUGUUUCUCUACGUCCACCUAUUAGUGUCAAUGCUGGAUCGAUGGCUAAAUUCUUCUAUGGCUGCCCCGAGAACGCAUUUCAGGUUGCUCUUGCCGGAACUUCAUUUUCCUUUUUACAGAGAAUUGGUGCAAUAGUGCGUAAUGGGGCAAAGCUUUUGGUAGUUGGAACCACGUCAUCUCUGAUUGGCACAAGUGUUGUAAAUGUAUUGAUAAAUGUGAAGAAGGCUGUUGACAAUUCCUCCGCGGAUGAAAUCAAGAAUUUGCCUAUACUAGCUACUAGUUUCAACUAUGGUGUCUACAUGGCAGUUUCUAGCAACCUCCGGUACCAAGUACUGGCCGGUAUUAUUGAACAACGGAUGUUGGAACCGUUGCUGCAUCAACACAAGUUGAUGUUAACAUUGUUCAACUUCAUAGUCAGAACUGGCAACACUUACUUGGGAUCAUUAAUGUGGGUGGAUUAUAUGCGUUUGGUAGGCCUUUCGAAGGUUCAUCAAGCAGAAUAAUGGGUGCCAUCAAUUGCCUCGUAUCUGGGUUUGAAAUUUGGUCGCCGGUUUGUCCAAUUUGUUGACAUGCACUUUAGGUCGGUGGAUAUUUGAUUGAAUUUGUGGGAAGUUAUAGGCAUUGGUAUACUUAGGUUUCCCACUUUUUCUCCAGCUGUCUGAAUGGCUAAAUGCCGGGCUCUCAAAUGAGUUACCAUUUUCCCCUUUUCAUUCAUUUUUCUUCUCUCUUUACGGAUGAUGAUGUCAUUUCCCGGUGGAAUGGCUUUGAGCAUGAUUCUGAUUAUUGACGUGUUUGCAUAAAUUUGUUUGGUAGACGCUGGCCAAUGUGAUUUGAAUUGUUUGGAUAAUGUAAAAGUUUGGGUAUUCAAUGAAA
Molecule: messenger RNA, 1687 nt
Organism: Rhododendron vialii
Lineage: Eukaryota; Viridiplantae; Streptophyta; Magnoliopsida; Ericales; Ericaceae
Product: protein RETICULATA-RELATED 4, chloroplastic-like
Exons: 8
Coding region: 130-1317 (395 amino acids)
Source: RefSeq, a predicted model, not a curated record